Mytilinidion resinicola is the source of this 1999-nucleotide messenger RNA. Its product is annotated as MFS general substrate transporter. Gene Ontology annotation, cellular component: fungal-type vacuole membrane. NCBI's taxonomy places the organism in Eukaryota, Fungi, Ascomycota, Dothideomycetes, Mytilinidiales, Mytilinidiaceae. Gene Ontology annotation, biological process: transmembrane transport; basic amino acid transport. The record is from RefSeq and is a predicted model, not a curated record. Gene Ontology annotation, molecular function: basic amino acid transmembrane transporter activity. Bases 103 to 1824 code for a protein of 573 amino acids. The transcript is spliced from 4 exons.
GCGUGUACCUGACUAUCUAUAUGAUGCCGUGAACCGCAUUGCAGCUUGCUUCAUGCAAAUUUAGUUUCCCUGAAGUCAUCGAUUUUCCGCCAUCACCCCACCAUGCAGAACGGCAACUCCACGUUUCACACCGAGACUUCGCCUUUGCUCCCAAAGCCAGACCAACAUCGAAAUCUAUCGACUCACCCCGUAGACGCAAGUGCUGGGCUUGUGCCUGAGGGCGCAGACCCUUAUGACGAGACCUAUGAGGAUGGAAGUGAUGUCGAACGCGAGGCCGGCGCUGGCGAGGCAGUCCCGCCAAAGCAGUACGAGGGCCUCCCCGACGUACAGAAGAAGCUGAAGUACAUCAUCCCCGCGAUAGCAAUCGGAAUCUUCCUGUCCGCUGCCGACCAAACCAUCAUUAUAUCGACUUACGGUAUCAUCGGCACAGACCUCAAAGCACUUAAUAAAACCUCCUGGAUAGCUACAUCAUACUUCUUAACUCUGACCUCUUUCCAACCCCUAUACGGGAAACUAUCAGACAUCUUCGGUCGAAAGCCAUGUCUCCUAUUCGCGUACGUGGUAUUCGGUCUCGGCUGUCUGUUCUGCGGCUUGGCACGGAAUAUGAGCCAGCUCAUCGCAGCUCGUGCCUUCGCGGGUAUUGGAGGCGGCGGGAUGACUACCGUCGUCUCGAUCCUAAUGUCUGAUGCUGUGCCACUUCGAGAGCGUGGGAAGUGGCAAGGGUACAUUAACAUCAUUUUUGCAACUGGUGCAGCCUCAGGCGCUCCACUUGGUGGCAUUCUCGCCGACUCCAUCGGCUGGAGGUGGCCCUUCAUCCUCCAGGCGCCGCUCUGCCUGGUUGCGUUCACUGCCGUCUUUUUCGUCCUCAAGCUUCCCAAGCAGGAGAGUAGCCAUUGGAAAGUCAAGCUUCAAAAAAUCGACUUUAUUGGAGCGCUCGUCCUCAUAUUCGCUGUCUUCUCAUUACUGCUUGGGCUAGAUCGGGGGAGCAACCUUGCCUGGAAAGACACCAUCACGAUCGUUUCUGUCGCCGUGUCUAUACCCCUCUUCAUCCUUUUCGUCCUGGUUGAGAUGUUCGUAGCCUCACAUCCUUUCGCCCCAGGCCACAUAAUCUUUGACCGUGCACUCUUCGCAUGCUAUCUCUGUAAUUUUUUCUCCUUCAGCGGCUGGCUGGCGGCGCUGUUCUACGUCCCGAUGUACUUUCAAGUCGUCGACGGCAUGUCAGCUACCCAAGCUGGAUUACGCCUCAUACCGGGAGUUCUAUGUGGCGUUUCAGGAUCCCUAUUCGGAGGGUUUUAUAUGCAGAAGACAGGGAAGUAUUACUGGAUCACAGUCAUUGCCUACUCCAACUUGGUGCUCGGUCUGGGUCUAGUCUUUCUAUUCGCGGGCAUGAUUGUCAAUUCCACCAUUGGCAUCAUUCUAGGUAUGAUGAUUUGCGCCUUUUCGAACGGCAUCGGCGUGACCACUACCCUCAUUGGCCUAAUUGCCAACUCCGAUCAAGCCGACCAAGCAGUUGUAACAGCAUGCUCAUAUCUUUUUCGCUCUCUUGGUAGUGUAUUCGGAGUCUCUAUCUGCGCCACUGCUGCAAACCAAGUCCUGCGCCUCAAUCUAGAGAACGCACUGAAUAGUGGCGAAGAUGCUGCUGAGAUUGCCCGACGGGUCAGACAAAGCCUGGCAUAUAUCAAAACCUUGGAACCCGGUGUCAGAGAGAUCGUAAGAGACUGUUAUGGAAAGAGCACACGGGCGGCAUUCACAGUUAGCAUUGUUCUUGUUGGCGGUUCAGCGGUCUUUGCGUGGUUUAUCAGGGAGAAGAAGCUGACAAGAUAAGACUAUUAAAGACCGCAAUGAAGGCAAAGGGAGAAGUGGUCAAAACAGGCGCAGUUUACUUGAUAGAAUAUCUCUUUGAUUUAGCAAGCACAAGAUCGCGUUGUUUCAGUAGAAAUAAUACGGAAAGCAUUUCGUAUAUAGAUAUAUCUAACAUCACCCAUAAAAGCCAAAUUGC